This is a messenger RNA of Plutella xylostella (diamondback moth), 1161 nucleotides long. RefSeq names its product Per1-like protein PGAP3 (gene PGAP3). Gene Ontology annotation, cellular component: endoplasmic reticulum membrane. Gene Ontology annotation, molecular function: hydrolase activity, acting on ester bonds. NCBI's taxonomy places the organism in Eukaryota, Metazoa, Arthropoda, Insecta, Lepidoptera, Plutellidae. Gene Ontology annotation, biological process: GPI anchor biosynthetic process. The record is from RefSeq and is a predicted model, not a curated record.
AUAGCAGCGCACGAAUAAAUGUAAACAAUGAAGCACUUUAUAGCGUUGGCUUUGAUCAUCGCCUCGCAAACUGCCAUAGCGUAUGCUAGCACGGGUGACCGGUCUCAGUACUAUCAAAAUUGUGUGAAAAGUUGUAAAACUGCUAACUGUACCAAUGAAGUGACAUUCACGAAGACUGCAGCUCUGCAGCAGGACACAUGGAGCCGGCUGCUGCUGUGGGGCUGCGGCGAUGAGUGCCGCUACCACUGCAUGUGGAAGACCACCAACCUGUUCCAGAGCCGGGGAUUUGAUGUGCCUAAGUUUCAUGGAAAGUGGCCGAUAGUGAGGAUCCUCGGAGUUCAGGAGCCGGCCUCAGCCUUCGCUUCACUGCUGAACCUGGUCUUCCACGUGUACAUGAACAAGCAAGUCAGAAGGAAAUUUAGAAGGAAAAAUGUACCUUUGCUUGGAUUCUGGCACAUGUUUUCUGCUGUGUGCGUGAACGCGUGGCUGUGGUCGACAGUGUUCCACACCCGGGACACGCCGCUCACGGAGUUCCUCGACUACGCCUGCGCCUUGUCUAUGGUCACCGCGCUGCUGCUGGCUGCUGUUGUCAGGAUCAACCACGGCAGCCGGCUGGUGUCGUGGGCGGCGGCGGCGCUGCUGGUGCUGGGGUACGUCGAGCACGUCGCCUACCUGUACUCGGGGCGAGUGGAUUACGACUAUAACAUGGCGGUUAAUGUUGCUGUUGGAGUGAUCGGCUCAGUGCUCUGGCUGGCCUGGUCGGUGUUCCAGUACUGGCGCGGACGCACGCACACAUGGCGCAUGAUGUGCUUCACGAUCCUGGCCGGCGCGGCGCUGUCGCUCGAGCUGCUGGACUUUCCACCGAAGGCGGGCGUUUGGGACGCGCAUGCGCUAUGGCAUUUGGCCACUGCGCCGCUUGUGCCGCUGUUUUAUAAAUUCGUGAUAGACGACCUCCGACACCUCAAGACUGAAAGCGGGAAGAAGAUAGUUUGAUCGUGUAGCGUCUACUAGUCAUUCAUGCUUUAGGUGGACUUAGUUUUCUGGAACCCGCGCGACAGCAACGUAUCGCGCACGAUGGACCUGCGGCACCCCACAGUGCACAAGAUCAUCACCAUCCACCAGGAGUACCCGCCGUGGCCCGAGAUGCAGGCCGUGCUGGAC